GCAGUAAACAAUUGUGUAAUUGUACGUCUGGCAUCUAAUCAUAGGGCAUUCGUUUCUGGACACUAAACGGUCCAGCGGGUGGAAAGAAAAUAUACAAUGUUGUCUGCAAUUGUUGCGAAAAGACUGUGCUUCCUUCGCCUGGGCCAGUUGGUCAGUGGGGUGUGCAAGGCGUCAUGGCGACCGGUAGUGACAGGCCUAAUGUCAGCUCGGGCAUACCGUGGAGAGGCACCUGAGGAUUCGAAAGGUGACCUAAUUGAGAUCCCUCUGCCCCCCUGGACAGAGAAGGUCGGAGAGACUGUUGACAUCAAGAGGAGACGGCUGUUGUAUGAGAGUCGCAAGAGGGGAAUGCUGGAGAACUGCAUACUGCUCAGUCUUUUUUCCAAGCAGUACUUGAACACCAUGAGUGAGACUCAGCUGCAACAAUAUGACAGACUGAUUAAUGAGCCCAGCAACGACUGGGACAUUUACUACUGGGCUACAGAGGCCCAUCCCACACCUGAGGUGUAUGAUGGAGAGGUGAUGGACAUGCUAAAAGAGUUUACUAAGAACCGGGACCAGGAACAGAGGCUGGAUGCCCCCAACCUGGAGUACCUGGACAAAGGCAGUCAGUGAGGCCAUCAUGGUGCAUGAGACUCAGCUGGCUCAAAUACAUAGCAAAAUACUUUUGUUUCAAGUGCAUUUGAGUUUUAUAAUUGGUUAUAAUGUCAAGUGGUAAUUUAACCAUGUGCUGACAGAUGCAUUAAUCCAGGUCCGCUGGAAAACUGCAACCAGGUCUGCUGGUUGAUAUAUCCAUCUGUCUGUGAUAUAAUUUCUUCUUUCUCUGGUCCAAACUGCUGGGUGGGGCUAGGGUUAAGCAAACCCUUAGCAUAUAACUUCAGUGAAGAAACGUCAGAAUCAGAAUUCUGUUUAUUCGCCAUGUAUGUAAUACAAACACAGAAUUUACUGUGGCAGGGAGGUGCAAACACUAAACAUAUAUGAAUCUUAAAUUAAGUAAAGGUACUAAAGUUUAACUAUUCCUAAGAACUAAACAAUCUAAGAAUAAAACAAUUUAAAUAUAAAAUAAAAAAUACAUAAGAAUAAGAAUGAGCAGCAUGAGUGGUCAACAUAAUCAGAUACUGGGUUAAAUAAUGAAUGAAUGUCAGUGGGAAUCCUUAGCCUUGUUGAAGAGGCCAGUAGCAGAUGGAAAUAAACUGUUCUUAUGGCGUGAGGUUUUAGUCCUGAUGGACCGCAGCCUACUGCUGAAGGGGAUUAGCUGGAACAGGGAGUGGCCAGGGUGGGAGGGGUUGGCCACAAUCUUCCUCGCUUGCCUCAGGGUCCUCGAGGUGUGCAGGUCCUUGAGGGUAGGCAGAUAGCAGCCGAUCACCUUCUCAGCAGUGCAAUCACCUUCUCAGCAGUGCAAUCACCUUCCCAGCAGUGCAACAAAACAAGACAAAACAAAGCACACCUAGCAACCGAGGCAGCCAUCAUCGGCGCCAUCUUGAGUCAAGACCAUCUUGAACAAUGACAGUGAUAUACAAAUUGACUCAGAUUAGGAAAUUGGUUAGUCAAGUUUAGGAAUCUGAAAUAAAUUAAACAAGCCACUGAACUUCUAAAGAAGAAAAAACAAAACAAUAAUAGGCUUUGUCACACCAACACACACACCCCUGAUUAAAACAGAGCCCCUUGUAUGAUGGAUGAUUUUUGUGAAUGUAUACAGUUAAUGCACCGCUUGUUGGUUGUAAUGUAAUAAAUAUGAAUGCCAUAUAAAAUAUUUAUGUACUCUA
Messenger RNA from Hypomesus transpacificus, 1763 nucleotides. It is a transcript of the gene sdhaf2, whose product is annotated as succinate dehydrogenase complex assembly factor 2. Gene Ontology annotation, cellular component: mitochondrion. Gene Ontology annotation, biological process: protein-FAD linkage; tricarboxylic acid cycle; mitochondrial electron transport, succinate to ubiquinone. Lineage: Eukaryota; Metazoa; Chordata; Actinopteri; Osmeriformes; Osmeridae. The record is from RefSeq and is a predicted model, not a curated record. The transcript is spliced from 4 exons. The coding region runs from base 97 to 612 and encodes 171 amino acids.